AUGGCAGCAUGGAUGCCGCAGAUGAGCCUGUUCCACACGUCGGAGCGGCGGGCGGGACGACGACGGCGGCGGUUCAGCAACGUGCGGGCAGCCGAGAUGGGUCUCGUGGACGAGGACGCGAUCUCGCGGUUCUCCAAGGAGUAUUUCCCGUCGUAUUCGACGGAAGACAAGGAGGCGCUGCGCGACAAGUACACGGCAGCACAGCUAGCGGCGGUGGAGGCAGGCGAGGCGGCGGUGGACGUGCGGGACCUGACGGUGCAGGGCCGGCUGCGGACGGACGGCAAGACGACGGGACUGCAGUACGUGGAGGACUUCAGCCAGGUGCAGCCGGUGAUUGACAAGCGGGCGCGGACAGACGCGGCAGAAGCAGAGAAGCCAGCAGUGACGUCGGCAGCAGCGGCAGCGAUCGGCAGUCGAUUCAUGGGCGAGGAGGCCUUUGGACUGGACCUGAUGCGAUGGCUCGAGUCGUUUGUGCCGACAGACGUGAACCUGGCCGGGCUGACGGACGAGCAGCUGCGGGCCGUGGCAGAAGAGCACGGGCCCAAGGACGAGGACCUGAUGCGCUGGUGGUUCGACCGACCGGCACUGGUGCAGCGAGACGGCCGGACGCCGGUGCCGGCCGGCGCAACGGGCGGCUGGGGUUUGGCGCCGUCGCUCGGGACACGGCUCCCCGGCGUGACGGAACACUAUCAGCGGCAGGAGGACCCCGAGGAUGAGGGCCUGGAUGAGGCGGGCGACUACCGCGAGCUCAAGCGACAAACUGGACUGCAGGUGCAGGAGAUGAUGAAGCUGGCCGUCAAGACACUCGUGAUUCGUCACGUGCACAACCAGACGCGUCUCGGCAAAGUUCGCAGCGUCUCGGUUAUGGUCAUUGCUGGCAACGGCGAGGGCCGUCUGGGCCUCGGCAUGGCCAAGGCCAAGGAACUGCCACUGGCCACCAGCAAGGCCAAGGUCAUGGCCGUCCGCAACAUGCUGCCGGUGCCGCGCUAUGAGAACCGCACCGUCUUCGGCACCGUCCAGGCCAAGGUCGGCGGUACCGUCGUCCAGCUGUCAGCUCGGCCGCCUGGCUUCGGCCUGCGCGUCCCUCAUCGCAUCUUUGAGAUGGCCCGCGCUGUCGGCAUCACCGAUCUGGCCGCCAGCAUCCCGCGCUCGCGCAACCCCAUGAACACGGUCAAGGCUGCCUACCAGGCCCUUAUGCAGCAGCCCAACCCCGAGGAUAUUGCCAUUGGUCGCGGCAAGAAGCUGGUCGACGUCCGCAAGGUCUACUAUGGGGGUGCUGUCUAUUAG
Grosmannia clavigera kw1407 is the source of this 1287-nucleotide messenger RNA. Its product is annotated as 37S ribosomal protein s5. Gene Ontology annotation, cellular component: ribosome. NCBI's taxonomy places the organism in Eukaryota, Fungi, Ascomycota, Sordariomycetes, Ophiostomatales, Ophiostomataceae. The record is from RefSeq and is a predicted model, not a curated record. Gene Ontology annotation, biological process: translation. The transcript has a single exon. The coding region runs from base 1 to 1287 and encodes 428 amino acids. Gene Ontology annotation, molecular function: structural constituent of ribosome; RNA binding.